Messenger RNA from Polyodon spathula (Mississippi paddlefish), 2738 nucleotides. RefSeq names its product G-protein coupled receptor 37-like 1. The record is from RefSeq and is a predicted model, not a curated record. The transcript has 2 exons. The coding region runs from base 183 to 1811 and encodes 542 amino acids. NCBI's taxonomy places the organism in Eukaryota, Metazoa, Chordata, Actinopteri, Acipenseriformes, Polyodontidae. Gene Ontology annotation, molecular function: G protein-coupled peptide receptor activity. Gene Ontology annotation, biological process: adenylate cyclase-inhibiting G protein-coupled receptor signaling pathway; positive regulation of MAPK cascade. Gene Ontology annotation, cellular component: plasma membrane; signaling receptor complex.
AGUUACUCUGCGGUGCAGAAGGAGGAGGAGGGUGGGCAAUCAGCUAAACUAAAGCCAAGAAAGAAAUAUAUACUGGAUUUGUGUUUUUGGUUUUGAUCAAAACAUUUAGUUGCAUGGUGUUUAAAAAAAACCCAACUCUCUUAGGUUGGAGUUUAUAAGUAAAAAAAAAAAAAAAAAAAAACAUGUUUAAAAGCUUAGCGGUGUUACUGGUGUUGUCGAUUACAGGGCUGGAACCCACGUAUAUUCCAUCGAAAGGCAAACAUCUCGAUGCAAGGAUAUUUAGGCACACAGAUGAAGAGGCAGCGGUAAGACCACAACGAGGCAAGUUUGCAGGUGCGUUUCUGAGCUCGCCUGAACAAUUAAACGCCGUUGGACCAGAACCUGUUUUAAAUGCCGAUGCUGAAGCCGAAACAAGGCGCUUGGAAGACGGGAAUCGCCUUCAGUUAAAAGAGAACAUGAUUGUCAGAAGACACCCCCGAGGGGCAAAUGCUGACAAACUUAGUGAGGGUGGGGGGCAACGAGGUCCCCUGCGGUACCCCCGACCCAUCGACACGACGAACUACUUCACCACGCCUAACCAGGCUUUGUUGAUUCCUCAUACCAGCCAGCCCACAGGUAACGAGGAACCGUUAGACCUUUCCAAAGCCAAGGCUGACGCACCCGACAACGCGAACGGGAGCUCCACGAAGAGGAAGCGGACCCACAUUCACAACCCGCUGUACCCCGUCACAGAGAGCUCGUACAGCGCCUACGCGGUGAUGCUCCUCUCGCUGAUUGUCUUCGCCAUCGGGAUCAUCGGGAACCUGUCUGUGAUGUGCAUCGUCUGGCAUAACUACUACUUGAAGAGCGCCUGGAACUCCAUCCUCGCCAGCCUGGCGUUCUGGGACUUCGUGGUCCUGUUCUUCUGCCUGCCGGUGGUGAUCUUCAACGAGCUCACCAAAACCAGGCCCCUGGGAGAUGCGUCGUGCAGGAUUGUGCCUUACCUGGAGGUGACCUCGCUGGGCGUGACCACCUUCAGUCUGUGUGCGCUGGGAAUAGACCGCUUCCACGCCGCCACCAGCACCCAGCCCAAGUCUCGCCCCAUUGAGCCAUGCCGGACCAUCUUUGCCAAGCUGGCUGUCAUCUGGGUGGGGUCCAUGAUCUUGGCGGUGCCCGAGGUGCUCCUGUGGCAGCUCAGCCAGGACCCAUCCCCCCUGACAGGCGUGUUGGUGGACUCCUGCACCAUGAAGCCCUCCGUCAACCUCCCCGAGUCCAUCUACUCCCUGGUGCUGACCUACCAUGAUGCCCGCAUGUGGUGGUACUUUGGCUGCUACUUCUGCCUGCCGAUCCUCUUCACCCUGGCCUGCCAGCUGAUCACCCGCAGGAUCCGGGGGCCAGGGGGCAAGAAGCCGGAGGGCAGGGGUUCCCCGAAAAAACAACACGCGCAGUGCGACAGCCAGCUCAACUGCACCGUGGUGGGGCUGGCCGUCAUCUACGGGGCCUGCACCCUCCCUGAGAACAUCUCCAACAUCGUCCUGGCCUACCUGUCGGGGGAGGUGCCCCGCUCCACCAGCGAGCUGCUCGGCCUCAUCGACCACUUCUUUCUGUUCUUCAAGUCGUCCGUGACGCCGGUGCUGCUGCUGUGUGUCUGCAAGCCUCUGGGACAAGCCUUCAUGGACUGCUGCUGCUGCUGCUGCGAGGACUGUGGCCCCGACUCCUCACCAGGAGAGGGGCCCGACAGCAAGCUCAGCACCACCGAGAUGUCCUCCUCCAUCUUCUUCGACAAGCCCAAGGGGGCCUCCUCCAUCCUGGCCAUCGGGACUCCCUGUUAACUGUUCAUAGGGAUCAUCUAGAGGGUCGUACCGGAGCCCGCACCCCCCUGAUAUUCGCAGCCUACCUUACAAAGUCAAGCAUGGCAGCCCUUGUUAACUGAGCAUACAGAAAGAGAGGAAUUAGCAAGGGUGUGAAGAGAGCAGAAGGAAGUCCAGUGCAGAUUCCUCGCUGCCACACCACAAUUACAGACAGUUCUUGAGUUUGACAGAUCUGGCCCAUGGACAGGUAUAAUCUUUCCCCCAGUAGUCUAGUAAGCAAGCUGUGUUUUAGGCACCUUUAGUAGCUUAACGUUAUCAACUGAUGUUUAUAACCUCCCGCUGCUGCAAGUAGAGCAGGGAUAAGGGUCUGUUUGAAUGAGAUGAGCAGCAGCAGCAGAUCUACAUGCUGCCCCACUGCCUUCCAAGUCGUCCCCCUUAUUAUUAAUGGGAUCAUCAGACACAGGGGAGAGAUGUUACCUGCAAUAUCUACAUGCUUGUGCCGUUAUGAUUUGCAAUCCUGAUCGCAGAACUUUUUUGUAGUUGGUUGGAACGGAGGACGGUGUGAUAGUUAAACAGUGCAGAUAAUUGUUUUUUUCUCUGGACAUGUUGUGGUUAUAGGAGAGAGUUGUAGUGUUUUUCGUUAAUAAUAAAAGCAGGUUUACUUUAAUAGUUCUUUAUAUUAACAUGACAGUAACUACCAGUAAUGCCAGUUUGUAACGGUCUGUUCUUUCCUUUCCUCCAUCCUAACCUAUUCAUUAUAAACGUCUAUUACACAAGAACAGAAGAAUCUGUUCAAUAUUUCAAAGACUAAGAGAAAUGACACACAACUAACCUCAAUAUUACCAGUUAAUAUACCAGGAUCUUUUUUGGGUAACGAUUAAAAAAAAAAAAAAGACAUAUAUUCAUAUUUAAAGUGCGUGCUACAUAUUUAAAUACAUAUACAUUUAG